UCUCUCUCUCUAAUUCUUGCUUCACUGGAAAGAUAGACAAAUUAGCUCAAAAAGGAAUACUAAGAAAAGUAUGGGGAGAGCUCCUUGUUGUGACAAAGCUAACGUCAAGAAAGGCCCGUGGUCACCUGAAGAAGACGCCAAACUCAAGGCAUAUAUUGAGCAGCAUGGUACUGGUGGAAACUGGAUCGCUUUGCCUCAGAAAAUUGGCCUUAAGAGAUGUGGGAAGAGCUGCCGUCUCAGAUGGUUGAACUACCUCCGCCCAAAUAUCAAGCAUGGAGGAUUCUCUGAAGAAGAAGAUGGGAUUAUUUGCAGCCUCUAUAUUAGUAUUGGGAGCAGGUGGUCUAUUAUUGCUGCACAAUUACCGGGGAGGACUGAUAAUGAUAUAAAGAAUUAUUGGAACACGAGGCUUAAGAAGAAGCUUCUUGGCAAGCAACAGAAAGAGCAACAGUCUCGUAGAGGGAGCAGCCUAAAGCAAGAUAAGAAGAGUUCAGGGAAUGGAGAGUCCAUGGUUCCUGAUCACAAUCAAAGCCCUUACUGGCCACAGCUGCCUGUGCUGGCGGCGCCCAUACCAUACUCAAGUCAAGAACAAUGCAUUGACAGCCAAGACUCAAUGAGAAGGUUACUAAUCAAGCUUGGAGGAAGAUUUUGUGAUGAUGAUCAUGUGAUUAAUGAUGGAACAACUCUUCAUCAUUUUCCAAAUGAUUCAUCCUCCGCUGAUCGGCAACUUUAUGAGCAGACUGUCCAUAUGCCGUCUUAUUCUUCUUCUCCCAUGGAUGCCUUAAACAAUAAUAUUGGUACUCAGUUUGUGAACUCCCAGUACACUGUAAAUGGAGCAAAUCUGCACAUGCUGCAAGGACAAAGCAGUUUUUCUUCAGAACUCCAGGAAAUGGCACGUAGCAACCUACAAAGAUUAGAUGGAAUGGAGUUUAUAUAUGGGGAAGGCAUGGUCAAUAAUAGAGCUGUAAAUUCAUGUGAAAGCAUUGGCUGGGGUGAUACAAGCUCUCUGGUUUGCCCUCCUGUUGCUUCAGAAUAUGAAGGGAUACAACAACAAGGAAUGUUGCAAGAAUACGCUUUCAGUGAGUUGAGGUACCCAGGAGCACAAUAGCAUGCUGUAAAUGGAAUGUAUUAAGUUGGAAGAAAUAAGGAAAGAGAGGUGUUGAAAUAUUGUUAGAGAGAAAACCCUAAUAAUAAUCUGGUUCAGUUAUAUGUUUGAUUUCUUUUGUUCAAGCUUAUUCUAUCAACGGUGACUGUAAUUUAUCUAACUAUUAUUCGUAUC
Durio zibethinus is the source of this 1276-nucleotide messenger RNA. RefSeq lists its product as uncharacterized. The record is from RefSeq and is a predicted model, not a curated record. NCBI's taxonomy places the organism in Eukaryota, Viridiplantae, Streptophyta, Magnoliopsida, Malvales, Malvaceae.